AGGCCAUGAAGCCACCUGGUGCCCAGGGCUCACAGAGCACUUACACAGACCUACUGUCGGUCAUAGAGGAGAUGGGCAAAGAAAUCCGGCCCACCUAUGCUGGCAGCAAGAGCGCCAUGGAGCGCCUGAAGAGAGGAGGGCCGGGCCAGGGUGGAGAUAAGGAGCACGGAGGGAGUACGAAGCACCAGCAUUAGGAGAAUGACCUCUUCCCCGGCUGCCUUGAGGAAGGAAGGCAGGGGCCUGCCCCAGUCCGCUGCGGGCGGGGCUGCCCGGACCCCGCGGGGGUGGGGAGGGCCUGCGGGGCCCAGGAAGGGGGCGGGGCGGCCGCGGUGACGCGGAGGGCGGUAGGGAAGGACGGCCCGGGCGCCGGCAGGCGGACUGAGAGGAAGGUCGGGGCCAUGGGCCGGCGCUGCGCCUCCGGAGGGUCCGGCCACUGCUGGAACCCGAGGCUGGGGCUGAGGACGCUCGGGGCUCCGACCCACUGGCCGGCCGUCCCCACCCGGGCCGGGUGAGGGGCUCCUGUCCUAAGCUAGAGGUGAGCCGGGACAUCGGCAGGCGGGCCAGGAGUACUGCUGGGGACUGGGACGCCGAGGAGCAGAGGGAAGUGCGGACAGCGGGGCCUCUCGCCUGCUCGCUGGGCGGAGCGGAGGCCGCGCGCGGCCCGCUGAACGCCUUCAGGAUGCUCAUCAAGGAGUACCACAUUCUGCUGCCCAUGAGCCUGGACGAGUACCAGGUGGCCCAGCUCUACAUGAUCCAGAAAAAGAGCCGGGAGGAGUCUAGCGGUGAGGGCAGCGGUGUGGAGAUCCUGGCCAACCGGCCUUACACAGAUGGGCCUGGAGGCAGUGGGCAGUACACACACAAGGUGUACCACGUGGGCUCCCACAUCCCAGGCUGGUUCCGGGCCCUGCUGCCCAAGGCUGCCCUGCAGGUGGAGGAAGAGUCCUGGAACGCCUACCCCUACACUCGCACCCGGUACACUUGCCCCUUUGUGGAAAAAUUCUCCAUUGAAAUAGAGACCUACUACCUGCCUGAUGGGGGCCAGCAGCCAAAUGUCUUCAACCUGAGUGGGGCUGAGAGGAGACAGCGCAUCCUAGACACCAUCGACAUUGUGCGGGAUGCAGUGGCUCCAGGCGAGUACAAAGCAGAAGAAGACCCCCGGCUGUACCGCUCCAUCAAGACAGGCCGAGGGCCCCUGGCUGAUGACUGGGUGCGGACAGCAGCCCAGUCAGGGCCCCUCAUGUGUGCUUACAAGCUGUGCAAGGUGGAGUUCCGCUACUGGGGCAUGCAGGCCAAGAUUGAGCAAUUCAUCCAUGAUGUCGGGCUGCGUCGGGUGAUGUUGCGGGCCCACCGACAGGCCUGGUGCUGGCAGGACGAGUGGACAGAGCUGAGUAUGGCUGACAUCCGGGCACUGGAAGAGGAGACUGCCCGCAUGCUGGCCCAGCGCAUGGCCAAGUGCAACAUGGGCAGUGAGGGGCCUGAGACCCAGCCCCCUGGGAAGCCAAACGCGGAGGCCCGGUCAGGAGCCAGUAAUGCUGGCACCCCUGAUGGGCUCGAGGCUCCUCCUGAUCCCGAUGCCUCCCCGGAUGCCAGCUUUGGGAAGCAAUGGUCCUCGUCCUCACGUUCCUCCUACUCAUCCCAGCAUGGAGGGGGUGUGUCUCCCCAGAGCCUGUCCGAGUGGCGUAUGCAGAACAUCGCCCGGGACUCCGAGAACAGCUCUGAGGAGGAGUUCUUUGAUGCCCACGAAGGUUUCUCAGAUAGUGACGAGGUCUUCCCCAAGGAGAUGACCAAGUGGAACUCCAACGAUUUCAUUGACGCCUUUGCCUCCCCAACAGAGGCUGAGGGAACACCAGAGCCUGGAACUGAGGCCACUAAAAGCACUGCGGAUGGAGCCCGAGCACCCAAGGACUCAGAGGGCCCGGACGGAGCUGGGGAGCUGGGGACUGAGGCAUGUGCAGUCCACGCCCUCUUCCUCAUCCUUCACAGUGGCAACAUACUCGACUCGGGACCUGGAGACACCAACUCCAAGCAGGCAGAUGUGCAGACACUGAGCUCAGCCUUUGAGGCCAUCACCCGCAUCCACUUCCCUGAGGCCCUGGGCCACGUGGCAUUGCGAUUGGUGCCCUGCCCGCCUAUCUGCGCUGCUGCCUAUGCCCUUGUCUCCAACCUGAGCCCCUACAGCCAUGAUGGCGACAGCCUGUCCCGCUCCCAGGACCACAUCCCACUGGCUGCCCUGCCACUGCUGGCCACUUCAUCAUCCCGCUACCAGGGUGCUGUGGCCACUGUCAUUGCCCGCACCAACCAAGCUUACUCAGCCUUCCUGCGCUCAUCAGAGGGCACUGGCUUCUGUGGGCAGGUUGUGCUGAUUGGAGAUGGUGUUGGUGGCAUCCUAGGCUUUGAUGCACUCUGCUACAGUGCCAACGCAGGCACCGGGAGUCGGGGCAGCAGCCGCCGUGGGAGCAUGAACAAUGAGUUGCUCUCCCCAGAGGUCGGCUCAGUGCGGGACCCCCUGGCAGAUGGGGAAGGGCUGAGUCAAGCCAGCCCAGAACCCUCAGCCCUGCCUGCCCAGCGUACCCCCAGUGACGUGGCUGGUCCCGAACCUGAAGGCUCUCAGAACAGCCUGCAGACAGUCUUUGCAACGUCUGCCUCUGGGGAGCCCAGGCGGGCAAGCACAGCCUCCUGCCCACCCACUGCCAGUUCUGAGGCCCCUGAUGGCCCCACCAGCGCUGCCCGCCUCGACUUCAAGGUCUCUGGCUUCUUCCUCUUUGGCUCCCCACUGGGCCUGGUGCUGGCUCUGCGCAAAACUGUGAUGCCUGCCUUGGAGGUGGCCCAGAUGCGGCCAGCCUGUGAGCAGAUCUACAACCUGUUCCAUGCAGCUGACCCCUGUGCCUCACGCCUUGAGCCGCUGCUGGCCCCCAAGUUUCAGGCCAUUGCUCCACUGGCCGUGCCCCGGUACCAGAAGUUCCCCCUGGGAGAUGGCUCAUCCCUACUACUAGCUGACACGCUGCAGACCCACUCAGGCCUCUUUCUGGAGGAGCUGGAGAUGGUGCCCUCAACACCCACCUCGGCCAGUGGUGCCUUCUGGAAAGGCAGUGAGUUAGGCACUGAGCCCCCAGCCCAGCCAGCUGCACCCAGCACCACCAGUGAGGUGGUUAAGAUCCUGGAGCGAUGGUGGGGAACCAAGCGGAUCGACUACUCGCUGUAUUGCCCUGAGGCGCUCACCGCCUUUCCCACGGUCACGCUGCCCCACCUCUUCCACGCCAGCUACUGGGAGUCCGCAGAUGUGGUGGCCUUCAUCCUGCGCCAGGUGAUUGAGAAGGAGCGGCCACACCUAGCGGAGUGCGAGGAGCCGUCCAUCUACAGCCCGGCCUUCCCCCGGGAGAAGUGGCAGCGCAGACGCACGCAGGUCAAGAUCCGGAACGUCACCUCUAACCACCGGGCGAGCGACACGGUGAUAUGCGAAGGCCGCCCCCAGGUGCUAAGCGGCCGCUUCAUGUACGGGCCUCUGGACGUGGUCACACUUACCGGGGAGAAGGUGGACAUCUACAUCAUGACACAGCCACUGUCAGGCAAAUGGAUCCACUUUGGCACCGAGGUCACCAACAGCUCAGGCCGCCUCACCUUCCCAGUGCCCCCAGAGCGCAUGCUCGGCAUCGGUGUCUACCCCGUGCGCAUGGUGGUCAGGGGCGACCAUACAUACGCUGAGUGUUGCCUGACGGUGGUGGCCCGUGGUACGGAGGCCGUGGUCUUCAGCAUCGAUGGCUCCUUCACUGCCAGCGUCUCCAUCAUGGGCAGCGACCCCAAGGUGCGCGCCGGCGCUGUGGACGUAGUCAGGCACUGGCAGGACGCCGGCUACUUAAUCCUGUACGUAACGGGCCGGCCUGAUAUGCAGAAGCACCGCGUGGUGGCCUGGCUGUCACAACACAACUUCCCCCACGGCGUUGUCUCCUUCUGCGACGGCCUCACUCACGACCCGCUCCGCCAGAAAGCAAUGUUUCUGCAGAGCCUGGUGCAGGAGGUGGAACUGAACAUCGUGGCCGGCUAUGGAUCUCCCAAAGAUGUAGCUGUGUACGCGGCGCUGGGCCUGUCCCCCAGCCAGACCUACAUUGUGGGCCGCGCUGUGCGGAAGCUGCAGGCACAGUGCCAGUUCCUGUCAGAUGGCUAUGUGGCCCACCUGGGCCAGCUGGAGGCAGGUUCCCAUGCUCAUGCCUCCUCGGGACCCCCAAGGGCUGCCUUGGCCAAGAGCAGCUAUGGCGUGGCUGCCCCCGUGGACUUCCUCCGCAAACAGAGCCAGCUGCUGCGCUCCAGGGGCCCCAGCCAGGCAGAGCGCGAGGGUCCAGGAACACCACCCGCCACUCUGGCACGGGGCAAGGCCCGAAGCAUCAGCCUCAAGCUGGACAGUGAAGAGUGAGGCCCAAACUGUGACAGGACCUGGGUUAUUUGACACACUCAAGGGGCCCGAGCAGCUGCGUGUGGGAGGCCAGGGGCCCAGACCUUUGUCCCCAGCCCCACACCUUCUUCUUUGCCCCUCAAUAUCACUUCCCUGUCAUGUUGGUGGAACCAGCCCUGGGGGGAGGGAGGAGGGACUGGGCAGGGCACAGAGGCUUUUUCAGUGUAUGUAAAUCUAUGGAAAUAAAUGCCACCCACAUCCU
This is a messenger RNA of Nycticebus coucang (slow loris), 4649 nucleotides long. RefSeq names its product phosphatidylinositol transfer protein membrane associated 1 (gene PITPNM1). Gene Ontology annotation, biological process: phospholipid transport. The record is from RefSeq and is a predicted model, not a curated record. NCBI's taxonomy places the organism in Eukaryota, Metazoa, Chordata, Mammalia, Primates, Lorisidae. Gene Ontology annotation, cellular component: cytoplasm. Gene Ontology annotation, molecular function: phosphatidylcholine intramembrane carrier activity; metal ion binding; phosphatidylcholine binding. The transcript has 25 exons. Bases 680 to 4408 code for a protein of 1242 amino acids.